This is a messenger RNA of Aspergillus sclerotioniger CBS 115572, 2568 nucleotides long. RefSeq names its product DUF3824 domain-containing protein. NCBI's taxonomy places the organism in Eukaryota, Fungi, Ascomycota, Eurotiomycetes, Eurotiales, Aspergillaceae. The transcript is spliced from 3 exons. The record is from RefSeq and is a predicted model, not a curated record. Bases 1 to 2568 code for a protein of 855 amino acids.
AUGUCGACGUACAUCUACAGAGAAAGAGACCGCGAACGGGAUUGGGACGAGCCCCGUUCUUCCUCCGUGUCUAUCAAGCGUUACGUCAUUCCUUCCGAGGACGAUCGUGAGCGCGAUUUUUUCUACCGCCGCGAUGACCCUGGGGAUCGAGAGCUGGUUAUCCGGCGCUCAGUCGACCGCGAAGAUCCUGUAAUGGUUCAACGCUACGAACGCGAUAUUGACUACGACUCGCGUUCUUAUGACUAUCGCUCCGAAAGGGACCUCUACGAACGUGAGUACUACGCGCCCGAGCGUAUCCGUACCUAUCCCGCCCCCGUUGUCAUCCGUGAAGCUCAGCCGGUAAUCAUUCUUGAAGCUCGAGGCCCGAUCUACCUCAACCCACGAGAGUCCGACUAUGAUAUUGUCCGUCGGUCUGAAGUGGACAGGGAGCCUGGGGGUUAUUACUACCAUCGCCGUGUUCGAGAAUACGAUGACGAACGUCGCAGUCGACGUGAACUGAGUCCCAAUGAUUCCGUCUCUCAGACCACCCGCCACCGGGACGACCAAGAAGCCUACAGCAGUGACGACAGCAUGGUUUACAUUCGCAAAGAAGUCCGGGAGUAUGAUGACUCCCCUCAUCAUCGACGACAUCUGGCCGAGGGUGCUCUAGCGGGCGUUGGUGCCGCAGAACUGCUCCGCAAUCACCACAAGAAAGAAGGGGAAGAGGUAUCAGGAGGCAUGGGCCGUUUGGGUAGAGACAUAGGUGCGGGUGCCCUGGGAGCUGUUGCGGCCGAGGCAGUCUCGCGCGCUAGGGAUCACUACCGCAGCAAAAGCCGGCAUCGCUCCCAUUCAUUUGAUGAUGAUGACAGGAGGUCUCACUCACGUCAUCAUCAUCAUCACCACCACCGUCAUAGCCGCAGCCGUCGCAGCCGCAGCCGUUCCCAUUCCCACUCACGUGCUAGAACACUUGCAGAGCUCGGCUUAGGUGCUGCUGCCAUUGCUGGUGCCGUGGCGUUGGCGCGGAGUAAAUCGAAUUCGAACAAGGACCGACGGAGUCGCUCACGUCAUCGCCGUGCCUCCAGCUCACGCAGAUCUGUAAGGGGCACAGAUGAGGAGGGACGCAGCCAGUCUCAACGCAGGAAGCACAUGGCAGAGGCUGGCUUAGCUGGAGCAGCUGUAGCAGGUCUUGUGGAGAAAGCUCGCAGCCGUUCCCGCUCUCGCAGACAUGAGUCUCGCUCGCACAGUGCAAUCAGGAAGGCCCUCCCUGUGGUAGCAGCUGGGCUUGGGACGGCUGCUGCAACGGGGCUUUACGAGAAAAACAAGGAAAAGAAAGAGGAGGAGUCGCAGCGCCGAGAACGUCGGCGGUCGAGGUCUCGAAGCAGAGCACCAUCCGAGGCGUUCCCUGAUCCGACGAGGGACUCGCCGGGUUUGAUUGAAUACGGCGAUCGUCCGGUCCAGGGGAGCAUCCCUGCUGCCAACUACUAUGGUCGACCCAUGAGCCCGCACGGGUAUUACUCUGAUGCUUCCGAUCCUGUGGCAAGCGGCGCUGCAGGUUUUGGCUCUUCUAGGCAUCGAGCCCACAGUCGCAGUCGUAGUCGCAGCCGGGGUGUACGAUACAGUAGCGAGUCAUCUGAUUCCGACAGAGGCAGCCGUACGAGACGCCACAGCCAUCAUGGCAGGCACCGCAGCCGCUCUCGCGAUAUUGCCGAGGCCGCUUUAGCCGCCACGGGGGUAGGAUAUGCGGCUCACAAGCUUUCACAACGAAACGAACGUAAGAAGGCCGAGAAAGAGAGAGACAGACCUGAACCAUAUGACGGCUCGUAUAAUCACCUGCCCUAUGCGCCGUCUCCUGCAGCAGUGCCCCAGCGGAUCGAUGACCACCAGUAUUAUCCGAACAGCAACUAUUUCCCACCACCUCCUGGGUCAGCCCCUCGGCCAGACCCGGCACCCUACAGCCCAGCCGACUAUCCACCCCCACCUGGCGCUGUGCCACCCCAGUCAUACGAUUACCCUGCUCGCCCAGGCCCAGGCCCUGACACGUACGCUCCUCGGCCCCGGAGGGCAGAUGAAAUGGUGAGUGCAUCGACCUGUCCCCGCCCCACUGCCCAAGAUCGUGCAUUUGAUGGUGGGUUUAAGACGACCGCCGCUAGCUGGAUGCCUGCUAACAUUGUCGCUCAGUCGCCGUUGAGGACCCCCCGUGCAAGGAGGCGACGGAUGCGCGCUACCAGCCAACCGGCCGGGCCAAAGUCGGUGGUCUUUGAUCUGAACUUAGAACAUGAACAGCAAAAGGAUCUCGGAUAUGAAACCGAUGACAGUGACUCGACCAUUGAGUCGAUACAUGGGAAUCGUCGCAGCCGCCCUCGGCCUCGCCGGCACUCAUCGUCCGAGCCCUAUUCCUUAUACCAACGUAGCGAUCCGCAGUCUAGUCCACAGGACCGCCAUCAUGCAGGCGAGUCUGAUUCUGAUUCGACAAUUGACUUGCCUGAUCGGUUUGACUCGCAGGGCCGGCUGCUGCCCCAGUCCCGCGAUGAUCCGUUGGCAGGUCGGCUCGAGCAGCUUCUCAGGGGAUUUGACCGAGUCUUUGCGUAA